Molecule: messenger RNA, 1125 nt
Organism: Solanum dulcamara
Lineage: Eukaryota; Viridiplantae; Streptophyta; Magnoliopsida; Solanales; Solanaceae
Exons: 6
Coding region: 85-864 (259 amino acids)
Biological process (GO): respiratory electron transport chain
Cellular component (GO): membrane
Source: RefSeq, a predicted model, not a curated record
UCUUAUCUCCAACAACUACUACUUCAUAAAUAGUCCAACAAACCAAUUGUUUCUUGAAAAUUAAUCACUUUUUUUUUGGCACCAAUGGCUAAUAUGGUGAAUGCUUCACCAAUUGCAUUCACAAAAUACCCUUCUUUUUCUUUACUUAAUUAUCAACCAAUUAUUUCUUCUAAAAAUUCCAGUAGAUCUUUGAAAAAUGAAACAAAAAGGUGGUGUUUUUUAGCUCCUCCUUUAGCUUACAAGAAGUUGAAUUGUGAAGAUAUUGUUGAUGUAAAAAUAGUUGAAUUAGAAAAAGAAGAAAAUGAAGUGGAAGAAAAGUCUUUUACUAAUGAGACAUUUUUGUAUUCAUUCAAUCCUUUGCCAUUGAUGUAUGUUGCUGCUCUUCCUGCAGCUGGAACUAUAAGGUCUCUGUUUGGGCCAUUUGUUGAGCUUGUAAAGUCAUGGAAUCUACCUGAUUGGCUUGUACAUUGGGGACAUCCUGGUAACAUGGCUGUUGUGCUCUUUGCUAUGGGUGGUUAUGGAACUUACCUUGGUUUUCGGAUACGAUUUUCCGAUGAUGUGGAGGAAAAGGCAAAAGCCAAAGAUUUGCAUCCAAAACUUCUAGGAGGAAUGUUCUUCUUCUUUGCUCUCGGAGCUACCGGUGGAAUAACAUCCCUGCUUACUUCUAAUAAGCCUAUUCUUGAAAGUCCUCACGCUGUCACAGGUUUUAUUGGCCUUACCCUUUUGACUGUACAAACCAUUUUGCCUACACUAUUCGAGGGAAAUCCCGGAUUGAGGAAUGUUCAUGGGAUAUUGGGAAGUGGUAUAAUGACAUUGUUUCUUGUGCACGCGUUCCUUGGACUUCAGCUAGGUUUAAGUUACUAAAACUAGUCGAUUCAUGAUGAACGAUCAAGAAAUAGCCUGUUGGGAUAUACUCGUUUUUUGUUUCGAUAAACGUUUUAUUUAGAGCUGAGAAAAAAAUACUAUUAUUUGGCAAUUAUAGAGAAAGAAUUGUUAUUGAAGUGUAGUUCAAAUUUGAUAUAAAGGUUAUAAAUUCAGAAAGAAUAAGUCAGAUUGGUGAUGAAAAAUGAGAUAGCAAGUCAUGUUAUGUUUCUGUAGUCAAUUUGUUACUAUUAAGUCUCAAUU